Molecule: messenger RNA, 258 nt
Organism: Arctia plantaginis
Lineage: Eukaryota; Metazoa; Arthropoda; Insecta; Lepidoptera; Erebidae
Source: the annotation of a GenBank genome assembly
AUGUCUCUCAACGAUCAAUUCACUCAAGUCGCCACCAGUGUCAGAAACUGGAAGACCACCCCUAGCAAUGACGAGAACCUCGCCCUGUACUCCUUGUACAAGCAGGCCGUUUUUGGAGAUGUUAACAUUGCUGAGCCCAGCGGUUUAGUAGAGAAGGCCAAGUUCAAGGCGUGGUCAGGCCGCAAGGGAAUUUCCCAGGACGACGCCAAGAAACAGUACAUUGAUCUGGCUGAGCAACUGAAAUCUAAAUACCAGUAA